Molecule: messenger RNA, 615 nt
Organism: Dibothriocephalus latus
Lineage: Eukaryota; Metazoa; Platyhelminthes; Cestoda; Diphyllobothriidea; Diphyllobothriidae
Source: the annotation of a GenBank genome assembly
UCAUACUUAACGGCGCUGGAUAGCCACUGGGCUUGGCUUCUUCAACUAACUCACUGCCUUGAAACCCGACUUGAUCGAAGUGUGCGUUUUCAACAGUUCUUUGCCGAAUCUAAUGAGGCUGAAAUCUUCUUGCAAAGUCAGCUGAAGCAACUUGAAGCCAUUCGGAAUUCCACCUCCGAAUUCAGUUCAGUUGAACAAAUACAGAAGCUGAUGGAUGGAAUUGCCGAGAUGGGGGAAUCCAUACGGGAACACGGCUACCUCGUUGAUAAGCUUGUUGGCCUGAGCGAGGAAGUUGUCAACUUGACGCCUGGCUCGCGUCCACAGUCAGGGCCUGAGCAAGUGGUCGCUUUGUGCUCAUUUGGAAACCCCGAUGACAACGUGCCCUGCGACGCGGACAUGGACCCUGCCCAGGCGCCCCAUUUAAACGACAGCCCAUUGCCCUCAUCGGCCGCUUGGCCAGUAGGCAUAAAAUUCUUCGAAAAGGAAGACAAAAUGACAAUGACUGGCUUCAAGAGCAAGACCAUCAUCGGGGAAAACCCCUUUCCUCACUUCUCACACAGGCGUGGUAUUCUGAUUGAACUAAAGACUGCCAUUGAUAGGACCGCGGUGCCUUAA